CAGGAAUGUGCAAAGGUUUGUGCAUUAUCAGGAUUUUAGGGGAUUUUGACUCUCACAAUAGCCUACCAGGUUAUUGUUGUCUCUAUUUUCAUGUCAUUCAAUAUGUGUACACUUCUGACUGUCAAUGCAAAAGAAAUGUUGUUGAAAAUACUCAUUAUGUGUGGGGUAUCUCAUGUUUGUACGUUUCAGUCACUUAAUGAGGUCUGUUGCAACCUUAAAAAUCAUAAAGUAGACCCCAUAAUGACAGUUCCCCACCUGCUCCAGAGGCGCUGUUCAGUGGCUGACUCUGACCUCUGACCUCUGACCUUUGUGUGAAGGGGAUGGAGGCAUACAGUCUCACACUAUUAGUCAUUUAUUAUUAUACUUGGCUGUCACCACUGACUGCUGGGAUAAGCUAUUCGGGGCAGGUUGCACAUUUUAACAGCCUUUAAUAUUCCAACACCAGCUAAUUGUUUUACACUGCGAGAGCCAAGUUCGGUUGGGCUGAAAUUACAAACAUGCUCAUAGUCUCAUUCAUAAAUAAUAACAUUAUGCCUGCAAGCCAAAGGGGUUUAAUAGUGCACCUUUAAAAUGCAAUACAUAUAAAAUAGCAAUAUGAUUUUAAUUGGAAAAUGCAGUUUUGCAGCCAUCUAAGUAUAAAUGGAGAAAACCGAGUUGUUGACAAAAUGUGCAUACAUAGUGCCUCUAAUUUGCAGUUCAAUGAGCACAUUUUAUAGCAGUGUCUUGGUAGGAUAUCAUAUAAUAACAUCUGGCUUUUUGAGUGGUAAAGAUAAGAAAGUGACAAACUGCCAGUAUUGGGAACCAAAGUACAAAAAAACACAGAGUUAGAGGGAUGAGAGAAAAGUGAGGAGGAAGUUGGAGAGACAGAUGGGAGUUGAUCCUGCGGAAGGACGCUCCUCAGGGUGCUCAUAUCCCUCUCCUGUUUCCUAUUAAAUUACUUAACUUGAACCUGUGUGCUUCCUGGUCUGACUGUGUUUAAGCUGACAUAUGGGGCAGUUUGUGUUAUGUUCCAUCUGAUGUGUCCAAUAAUGUUUCUCAUUUACCGUUCUAAAGUACCCGUCUUGUUUUUAUCUGUGUUGCAGAUAAACCUGCGGCUUAUUUUAGUCAGCGGGAAGACGAAAGAAUUCCUCUUCUCUCCCAACGACUCGGCAGCAGACAUUGCUAAACACGUGUAUGACAACUGGCCGAUGGACUGGGAGGAAGAGCAGGUCAGCAGUCCUAACAUCCUGAGGUUGAUCUACCAGGGCCGUUUUCUACACGGCAACGUAACACUAGGAGCUCUCAAACUGCCCUUGGGGAAGACCACAGUGAUGCAUUUAGUUGCCAGAGAGACUUUGCCUGAGCCAAAUUCCCAAGGUCAGAGGAACAGAGAGAAGACUGGGGAGAGUAACUGCUGUGUCAUUCUGUAAAUACAAACCUCCGCCGCCGGCCCUCCAUCCUUCUCAUCCGUUCCUGCCCUCAACAUCCUGGACCUAAUGAGCUUGUCCCCUGUUCUGGAGCCUGUCCAUAAUGCAGAUAUGCAUACAGACAAACACAAACACACUCUUCUCUCGUUCAUUUUGCCUGAUUUCUCUCACACACUCACUGACACAUACAUAGAAAGACAGCGGGCUCAGGCUAAUCCAGGACACAGAGUUGGGAGCUUGAAAUUGAUUAACGAUAGAGUUGAUUCCUUUGUUGUAUUUGAUUUGUUGUUAUAACUGAAAAUUAGAGGAAGCAACUGGAUUUGCAUGUGGGGUUUUUUUUCUUCUUUUUCUUAAUGCACACCUCCUUAAGCCUUCUGCCACACACACACACACACACACACACAUAGAGAUAGA
Messenger RNA from Morone saxatilis (striped sea-bass), 1820 nucleotides. It is a transcript of the gene ubl3a, whose product is annotated as ubiquitin-like 3a. Gene Ontology annotation, molecular function: protein binding. Bases 1005 to 1409 code for a protein of 134 amino acids. The record is from RefSeq and is a predicted model, not a curated record. Lineage: Eukaryota; Metazoa; Chordata; Actinopteri; Moronidae. The transcript has 4 exons.